AUGACCGGGCCCCCUCCCCCAGACCACACAUCAGACCUGUCGUCCAAUAUCCAGACAACCGCUUCUUCAGCUGCCCAAGAUGCCUCGGGACGACAGCCCGCCGCCGCCUCCUCCGCCGCCUCCCAACUCGCCAGUGCAAAGAUAAGCCUGCGCAAGACCCUUCGCCAGUUCCCCGACUUCCCUAUUCCUGGCAUUGACUUCGUUGAUAUCAUGCCCUUGUUCGCCAAUCCCGAAGCCCACGCUACCCUCGUUUCCGCCCUCGAGCUGCAGAUUUCUCAGACCUUUAACAACGUAAAGCCCGAUAUCAUUGUUGGCCUUGAUGCCCGUGGCUUCCUUUUUGGUCCUGGCCUUGCUUUGCGCCUCGGUGUCGGCUUUGCCGCCGUCCGCAAGAAGGGCAAGCUUCCCGGCCCUUGCGUCACUGCCGAAUAUGUGAAGGAGUACGGCAAGGAUUUGUUCCAAAUGCAGGAGGAUGCCAUCAAGGAGGGACAGAAGGUCCUUAUUGUGGACGAUAUCAUUGCAACUGGUGGCUCGGCUAAGGCGGCAGCUGAUCUUGUAACCCAACUCAAGGGCCAAGUCCUUGGGUACCUGUUCAUUCUCGAAAUUCCCGGUCUCAACGGCCGUGACAAGCUCGGCGCGGCUCCUACAACCAUCCUUCUCGAAGAGGCUUAG
This is a messenger RNA of Pochonia chlamydosporia 170, 669 nucleotides long. Its product is annotated as adenine phosphoribosyltransferase. The transcript has 2 exons. The record is from RefSeq and is a predicted model, not a curated record. Bases 1 to 669 code for a protein of 222 amino acids. Gene Ontology annotation, biological process: adenine salvage; AMP salvage. Gene Ontology annotation, molecular function: adenine binding; adenine phosphoribosyltransferase activity; AMP binding. NCBI's taxonomy places the organism in Eukaryota, Fungi, Ascomycota, Sordariomycetes, Hypocreales, Clavicipitaceae. Gene Ontology annotation, cellular component: cytoplasm.